Molecule: messenger RNA, 1254 nt
Organism: Eimeria acervulina
Lineage: Eukaryota; Apicomplexa; Conoidasida; Eucoccidiorida; Eimeriidae
Exons: 1
Coding region: 1-1254 (417 amino acids)
Source: RefSeq, a predicted model, not a curated record
AUGCCAGCAAAUGCAGCAGCACCUGAAGACUUAGACUGGAGAGAUAAAAGUGCUGAUAUAAACACUUUUUCAGCUACAGGCGCUCAACCCAGCUUCGAUGGAGAUGGUUUAUCUCGGGAGACAGCAAGUAUGCCGUCAGGAGGGGGUUUAUAUUCAACAGCAGUGGAUCCUGAUGCAGAUAUAGCAAUAGGAUUGGAUGGGGAAACGGGGAUCGAUCCUAGGAUCGAUGUGGAAGUCGAUCCCACGCGAGAUGUGGGGAUCGAUCCCGGAGCCAGCUCAGAGUUGCUCCCAGGCAAUAAAAACCCUGUUGCUUCUCUACCCAACAAUCUUCCUCAUAUGCGUCGACGUUUCUUUGGAUUAAGAGGCCCUACAGUAGGAAGCUCUAUUGUUUUAUUAGCAGCGAUAUUGCUGCUGCUUGGUGCAAUGAAAGCAAUACAGCGUAGGAGUAGCAUAAAGCCAGGAGAAGGAGAAGGUGCGGAUACACCCGAAUUACCACGAGUAGAUGAUGAAAAGAAGACAGAAGAAGAAUCUAAAAGAAAAGAAGAUACAAGUACUGAAGGAGAUGAUGAAGAUGAUGAUGAGUCCACAACCCCUGAUCUGCCUUUCCCGCCUCUGGUGUCUGCUGAGGAUUUAUUAGAUGCAUUUUCAGAAGAGUUUAGUUCAAAAGACUUUGAUGAGAUAUAUAAAGAGUCUAAACGUAUAGAUUUUCUCCGAGGAGAUAAACCAUCUCUAGAAGACUUUUAUGAAUUUGUUGUUCACACACGUACUGCCCCAGAACUAAAUGAAUACCCUCAGAAUGACGAAGAAAGAAAAAUAAGAGACUGGACACUCUUCCGAGUACACAUGGCGGUUGUAGAUAAGACAGAGUUGGAGGUGAUGUCUCGCCUAUCUUCUGUUUCUAUGAAAGAAUCUAAGAGACAGCAGCAAGAGCGGCAGCAGCAAGGUGUAUCAAUAGCAGAUAUAACAAGAGAUUUGCUUGAGCUUGCGCGUCUUAGACUAGCUGCAGCAACAGAUUGGAGGCAGUAUCAUGCAUCUGUGGGUAUACACCCUAACGAUGAUGCUGCUGAUACUGUUGCUGCAUUACUUCAAUGCUUAGAAGUACAUUAUGCUAGAGUUGUUAACCGACUAGAGGGUCGAGGCCCCAGAUCAACAGAGAGAGCACAAGGGCUUAAGGGAGACCCUGUAAAGUUAUUUGCUGUUGCAUGCAAGAAGCUGCCUGGGAAGGAUACAUGGUUAGCAGGUCUUAUACACUAA